Naegleria lovaniensis is the source of this 1905-nucleotide messenger RNA. RefSeq lists its product as uncharacterized. Gene Ontology annotation, cellular component: Holliday junction resolvase complex; nucleus. Bases 1 to 1905 code for a protein of 634 amino acids. The transcript has a single exon. Gene Ontology annotation, biological process: mitotic intra-S DNA damage checkpoint signaling; replication fork processing; double-strand break repair. The record is from RefSeq and is a predicted model, not a curated record. Lineage: Eukaryota; Heterolobosea; Eutetramitea; Acrasida; Naegleriidae.
AUGAAUGAAUGUAUUUGCCUCUCAAGUGAUGAUGAAGACGAAGCAAUACAGGAAUCACCCCAAGUGGUUUUUGUAAAAUCAUCCUCUCGUGCCUUCACUUCAUCAACAGCAAGCAAUUUUUCAAAUACUUCCGAUCAGAAUUUGACACAACCAAGGCCUAUCAUUGAGAAUCACCUUUCACAAGAGGAUGUUUGCAUGAUAUUGAGCGACGAUGAGGAAACCAUGGCGUACACUUCUCCUCCUAAAAAAGAUGAAGCAAAUGAAAUUGCCAACAACGCCAAUGAUGAGCCUGGUUUUUCUAACACCCUAUCAUCACCACCGAUCUUUUUUACAAAAUCAUCUAUCACCUCUUCAAUUCCUCCUUUUCUGAUGAUGAACAACAAUCUAUUAAGCGAUGAUGAGGAAGAGGAGGAAUAUCAAUACAAGCUUCCUUCUCCUCCAAUUUCAAUGACUGAAAAUCAACCCAUCAGAGAAAGUGAACGUUCAUUGUCUCAACAUGAAUAUUCACAAACAUUUUCAAAUCACACAAUACUUACAUCUCAAUCAAUGGAAUAUAGCGAUUCUCAAAACAGCUCCCAAUAUUAUGAAAGCCAAUCUCAAUCUUUUGGCUCUUGCUCUCAACUAAGUUUUUCGGCCAGCAGAAAAGGCACGUUUAAGAAAAUUGCAAUAGGAAAAUUUGCUGCAUCAGAAAUUGUGACAAUGUUUGAUGAAAAUUUGCAAUCUAGCGUUGGAGGUGAAGACAUAAUUUCUGAUUUUACUCAAUACAUUGCUAGAUCAGAUACAAGCUUAGUUAAUAUCACAAAAUUGCCAAUUGCUCACUCCAUUCAAUGGAAAAGAAGACUUGCGUUGGAUUAUGUAUUAUUUGUUUUUCAAAAGCAGAAAAGAGAUCCAGGCAAUUCUAUUCGAUAUGAUUCUUCUAACAUGGAAAAUCAAACGGUCGAAUUUUUUAUUCCAUCAAUCGCCAUUAGAAUGACUGGUUCAUCGUUUCUCAAAAUUUAUACUGCUUCAAAAGAGAGCAACACAAAUGUACUGCACAAAUACCUAACCGAUGUCAUUCAUAGAUUGGAUUGUGAGGAGGGUAAAAUUCUCAUGCAGGAACAUAUUUAUCCUCAUUUAAAUGGAGCAAAAUUCAAAAUUAUUCUUAUCAUUGAAGGACUCAAUGAAUGCAUUAAGAAGUAUGAGAAUGAACAAUACCAAAAUUCUUUGCAAUCUUCCAAGAAAAAAAAGAAGCCAAACAACUCACUACCACAAGAACAACCUAAACGGAGGUCAUUUCAAAAGGAAGAUAUUGAGAAAUUCAAGUUGAAAACAUUAUUUACAUUAGAGAGGGUACAAAUUGUAGAGACAAAAAAUCUAACUCACACAGCAUCUAUUUUGAAAGGAGUAACCAAUCGUUUUCAAAUAGCUCCUUACAAGAAAAUUACAUCUGCUGUCGAUUUUAUUCAAAAGCCAUCAGGAGGAUUGAAUUCUAUCGACUCGUGGACAAUGCAACUUAUUCAAAUUCCAAAGAUAUCUGAAAAAGCUGCCAAAGCAAUCGCCCAACAGUAUCCAUCAUAUUCGAGCUUGAUGAAGGCCUACAAGAAGUGUAAAAGUGAAACAGAAAAGAGACUUCUAAUAUCUAGCAUCAAGAAUGGAGAAAAGAGGUUGGGAGACUCAGUUUCUAGGGCUCUCUAUAACUUUUAUUGCAUGGACAAUGAAGACAAUGAAGGAACGGAGCACAAUAUUUCAGAAGAAAGCAACUCUCAAAGAGGUGGUGACACACAAGAGUUGCAAAAAAAGAAAACUCAACAACCUAGAAAGAAGAAAAAGACAACUUCAACAACAUCAUCCAGCACUGAACACUCUCGUUCUUCAGAUAGACCUAGGGAUGAGAGUGAGAGUAUUCUUUUUGAGGAAUUGUUGUAA